This is a messenger RNA of Carya illinoinensis, 780 nucleotides long. Its product is annotated as pentatricopeptide repeat-containing protein At4g32430, mitochondrial-like. The transcript has 2 exons. Gene Ontology annotation, biological process: RNA modification. The record is from RefSeq and is a predicted model, not a curated record. The coding region runs from base 1 to 780 and encodes 259 amino acids. Gene Ontology annotation, molecular function: RNA binding; protein binding; RNA-DNA hybrid ribonuclease activity. NCBI's taxonomy places the organism in Eukaryota, Viridiplantae, Streptophyta, Magnoliopsida, Fagales, Juglandaceae.
AUGAAAGUAUAUGAUACAAUUCAGAAUAUCUUUGUUGAUGGAGCAAUCUUCACUGACCAAUGCAGAGCCAAGAGUUGGGAUUAUUUUGAGAGAACGGUUUUAAUGGCUGCAAGUAAGAAAGAAGUAGAGGUGAAUGAUCCCAUGGGAAUCGAGCUGAUAGCCAUUUUAAGGGAAUUACAGUUAUGCUUUCCUUUGGGAUUACAUGAUCUUGUGGUUGAGAGUGACUCACUUCUUAUUGUUAAUGAACUGCUUGCUACUGGGCAUCUGUUUUUACUUGAGAAUCUGAUCUAUAAUGUUAAGGAGUUGAUGAAGAAGAUACCAAGAUGCUCAAUACAGCAUACAGUUCGCAUAGCUGAUGAGGCUGCACAUAAAUUGGCUAAGCAUGCAUGGAGUCUAGAAGACAUUUCAGUUUGGUGGAAUUCAAUUCCAACUUGCUAUGCAGCACAUGGUUGUGUUGAGGAUGCUUUGCAACUCUUUGAGUGGAGCUUGAGGAAGAAUUUCAGGCUAACUGAGUUCACACUCAGUAUUGUUCUAAGUUCUUUUUGUACACUCCCCCCAGCAGAGCAGGGUGGUCAAAUUCAUGCUUUGGUUAAAUCGGGUUUUGAGUCAGAUCCAAUUGUUGCUAAUUCACUCAUGGAAAUGUAUGCUAAAUUUGGGUCAGUUAAUUAUGCCAUGAAGAUGUUUGCUGAUUUGGGUGUACGGGAUUUGAUAUCCUGGAACACCAUGAUUUUGGGUUUGACUAACAAUGGUAGAGUACACGAGACCCUUGACAUUUUUUGA